AACUCACUCAUCGGUAAAGCAGAUUUUUGUGUAUGUUCCCGAAGGGCGUUCCAAUAUCUGUCACUGAUCGAAUCUCAGGAAAAGAAAUCAUUCUGAGUAAACAAAACCGAAUGUGCUGCUCGCGUGUGUUUCUGCAAACUUCAUCGCAAAGCUUUCCUUUCUAACGGCACUCAGCGGACAUGGCCCCAGGCGCUGCUGUUUCUCGUUCGCUCAAGAUCUUUGUUGGUAACAUUCCGUGGACGGUGGGCCAUCGCGAGUUGCGUAAUUACUUUGCCCAGUUUGGUCGGAUCGCGUGGUCUCAGGUUAUCUUCGAUCGGAAGACCGGUCUCUCCAAGGGGUACGGAUUCAUUGUCUUCCAGAAGCGCUCUGCGCUGGAGAACUUGGAGAAGAAGCAGAAACACGUUCUAGAGCAGUCCACUAUCUUCUAUCAGCAGUCGGAAUAG
This is a messenger RNA of Toxorhynchites rutilus septentrionalis, 443 nucleotides long. RefSeq names its product SRA stem-loop-interacting RNA-binding protein, mitochondrial-like. Gene Ontology annotation, molecular function: RNA binding. NCBI's taxonomy places the organism in Eukaryota, Metazoa, Arthropoda, Insecta, Diptera, Culicidae. The record is from RefSeq and is a predicted model, not a curated record. The transcript is spliced from 2 exons. The coding region runs from base 180 to 443 and encodes 87 amino acids.